This is a messenger RNA of Trematomus bernacchii (emerald rockcod), 5531 nucleotides long. RefSeq names its product dispatched homolog 1 (Drosophila) (gene disp1). Bases 333 to 4991 code for a protein of 1552 amino acids. Gene Ontology annotation, cellular component: membrane. Lineage: Eukaryota; Metazoa; Chordata; Actinopteri; Perciformes; Nototheniidae. The transcript has 12 exons. The record is from RefSeq and is a predicted model, not a curated record.
ACAUGGUUUGAUGCUUGGAUAGUGGAUUCAUCAGCAUCCGGCAAAAACUAAAGUAGAGGACCGGGAAUACUUUUCCUAUCGCCUACGAGAGUCUGGCGUGUUUUGCUUUCUUUGCCGGUGUGUGUCCAUAGUUCCUCGGAGGCUGCCAGGUGAGAUCAGUGCGUUGCUGUCGGACCAAAGGAAACACAAACACAGAAACAUCUGAAGAGUUUACAGUUCACUUGUUUCUGUGAGGAGUUUGAGUCUGAAUGCAUGAAUAGAUGCAGAGCAUGGUCCUUUGUCAUCCUACAGAGGAGUGACCGUGUCCUUGCCAGGCCCGCUGGGAGAGGACCAUGGCCCUGAGCGAUGCCAGCGGCGACUCUGUGGCCCUGAGCAACGGAGGACACCAUAAUCUCAGCGCCAACGGAAACGGCAGCACACACAGCAGCGGCCAGGACCCUCUCACAGCCGCUGACUGCCUCACAGAUGGAGACCAGGAGGUUGUAGUAAAGGACGGGGGGUGUAAAGUCCAGCAGAGAUCACACGUGGUCCAGAGAACAAACAGACCCAGCCUGAAUGGCGGCGUGGUCAAACAGAACAGCUCCCUGAGGAACCUUCCCCCAUCCUCCCCCAAACGCCACGUCUCCUCCAGCCUGUCCCAGUCUUCCUCCUCCCACUCGCUGCAGCCCCCCCCCCUCUGCUGCCAGCACUGUCACUUCCACUCCCCCCUGUGCUGCCCCUGUGGACAGCAGGACUGCCCCCUCUUCCAGAACCCAGGCACAGGCCCAGGGUCCGGGACGGCUUCAUCCUGCCCCUGCUGCCUCUCUGCCUGCACAUACUCCCACCCCCAUGCCCAUCCUGCUCACCCGUCCUCCCCCCUCUGUCUCCAACACCUCCAUCAGCAGCGCUGGCAGGAGCAUCUCCAGAACCAGAAGCCUGGAAUCAGCCCUGCAAGGCCCUUUCGAUUCCCCAAAAGCUAUGCUGAGCUGAUAGCUGAUUGGCCGGUGGUGGUGCUGGGGGUGUGCACAGUGCUCAUCGUGGUGUGUGCUCUGGUGGGCGUUCUGGUUCCAGAUCUGCCCGAUUUCUCCGACCCGCUGCUGGGUUUCGAGCCAAGGGGAACAGCCAUUGGCCAGCGGCUGGUCACAUGGAACAACAUGGUGAAGAACACGGGCUACAGAGCCACGCUGGCCAACUACCCCUUCAAAUACGCUGAUGAGCAGGCCAAAAAUCACCAAGAGCCCAGGUGGCCCGAGGACCACUUUGAUCGAGACAAACGGCAAGCAGAGUGGGACUUCAGUAAAGAGUUUUUCUGUGACGUGCCAGGUGACAGUUACUCUAGACUGGUGUUCGCAUCAGCUGAGGGGAAGAACCUGUGGAAUAUUCAGGCCAUCAAAUCCAUGUGCAACCUGGACAACACAAAGGUGCGUUCCCACCGUGACUACUGGAGCCUCUGUCAGCGCACCAACGAUGCCUCCUGCUGUCCCAGCUGGACGCUCGGUAACUAUGUUGCCGCGCUCACCAACAGGUCGUCCUGCCAGAAGAUCACGGAGCGCGACGUAGCGCACACUCUCAAGAUCCUACGCUCCUGUGCAAAGUACUACCACAACGGCACCCUGGGGCCCGAGUGCUGGGACAUGGCCCUGCGACGGAAGGACCAGCUCAAAUGUGGCACCGUGCCCAGGAAGUGCACCAAGUACAACGCCGUCUACCAGAUCCUUCACUUCCUGGUGGACAAAGACUUCCUGGGUACCAAGAGCCUGGAGUUUUCUCCCCCUAUGCUCAAAUACAGCAUGCUCUUCUCCCCCACAGAGAAGGGAGAGUCCAUGAUGAACAUUUACUUGGACAAUUUUGAGAACUGGAACUCUUCAGACGGAAUCACCACGGUCACAGGGAUUGAGUUUGGGAUCAAACACGACCUCUUUCAGGACUACCUCCUCACAGACACGGUGUAUCCCGCCAUCGCCAUCGUGAUCGUCCUGUUGGUCAUGUGUGUGUACACGCGCUCCAUCUUCAUCACUCUGAUGACGAUAAUCGCCAUCAUCAGCUCACUCAUUGUGUCAUACUUUCUUUACCGGAUGGUUUUCAACUUUGAGUUCUUCCCCUUCAUGAACCUCACGGCCCUCAUCAUCCUGGUGGGCAUCGGCGCAGACGACGCCUUCGUGUUGUGCGAUGUUUGGAACUAUACUAAGUUUGACAAGCCGCACGCCGAGCUAUCAGAGACAGUGGGAGUGACUCUCCAACAUGCCGCCCUGUCUAUGUUCGUCACCAGCUUCACCACCUCUGCAGCUUUUUACGCCAACUACGUCAGCAACAUCACUGCCAUACGCUGUUUCGGUGUCUAUGCGGGCACUGCCAUAUUGGUGAACUACAUUCUCAUGGUCACGUGGCUUCCAGCUGUGGUGGUGCUACACGAGCGCUACCUGCCGAAUUUGUUCCCGUGCGCCAAGCCUCAGGAGCCGCAGAGUGGAUGCUGCACCCGGACGUUCUGGACAGGUCUUUGUCAGAAGGCCAACGACUGCCUGUUCGCUGUCUCCGAGGCGUCACGGAUCUUCUUCGAGAAGGUUCUCCCCUGCAUCGUCAUCAAACUGCGCUACCUCUGGCUCUUCUGGUUCCUCGCCAUCACAGUGGGCGGAGCUUAUGUUGUCUGUGUCAACCCAAAGAUGAAGCUCCCGUCUCUGGAGUUGGCCGAGUUUCAGGUGUUCCGAUCCUCGCACCCGUUCGAGCGCUACGACGCCGAGUACAAGAAGCUGUUCAUGUUCGAGAGGGUCCAUCACGGCGAGGACCUCCACAUGCCCAUCACCAUCAUCUGGGGCGUGACCCCCGAGGAUAACGGGGACCCCCUGAACCCCAAAAACAAGGGGAAGCUGAUGCUGGAUAACAGCUUCAACAUUGCCAGUCCUGCGUCCCAGCUGUGGAUCCUCAACUUCUGCCAGAAGCUGAGGAAUCAGAGCUUUGUGUUCCAGUCAGACGAGCAGGACUUCACCAGCUGCUUCAUCGAGACCUUCAAACAGUGGAUGGAGAACCAGGACUGUGAGGAGGCCCCCGUCUACCCCUGCUGCAGUCAGUCCACCUUCCCCUACAAACAGGAAGUGUUUGAGCUGUGCAUCAAGAGAGCCAUCAUGGAGCUGGACCGGAGCACUAACUACCACCUGGACAGCAAGACCCCCGGCCCACGAUUCGACAUAAACGACACCAUAAGAGCCAUAGUGUUGGAGUUUAAGAGCACCUACCUCUUCACCCUGGCCUACGAGAAGAUGUUCCAGUUCUACAGAGAAGUGGAUGCCUGGAUCCUUGAGGAGCUCCGCUACGCCCCAGAAGGCUUGAGCCACGGCUGGUUCAUCAGCAACCUGGAGUUCUACGACCUCCAGGACAGUCUGUCUGACGGCACUCUGGUUGCCAUGGCGCUGUCAGUGGCUGUGGCUUUCAGCGUGAUGCUGCUCACCACCUGGAACGUCAUCAUCAGUCUGUACGCCAUCCUGUCCAUCGCUGGGACCAUAUUCGUCACCGUGGGCUCCCUGGUGCUGCUGGGCUGGGAGCUGAACGUCCUGGAGUCGGUCACCAUCUCUGUGGCGGUGGGGCUGUCCGUAGACUUCGCGGUCCACUACGGUGUAGCCUAUCGCCUCGCCCCCGAGCCCGACCGCGAGGGAAAGGUGAUCUUCUCCCUUAGCCGCAUGGGCUCCGCUAUCGCCAUGGCGGCCCUCACCACCUUUGUGGCCGGGGCCAUGAUGAUGCCCUCCACCGUGCUGGCCUACACCCAGCUGGGCACCUUCAUGAUGCUGAUCAUGUGCAUCAGCUGGGCCUUCGCCACUUUCUUCUUUCAGUGCAUGUGUCGCUGCCUGGGGCCCCAGGGGACCUGCGGCCAGAUCCCCCUGCCUAAAAAGAUGCAGUGUCAGGUGUUUUCUGAGGUCACAUCUUCGGUGCCCGCCCCUCAAGGGAAAGGGAAGUACCAGCUGGACAGCAGGGACGGGGAGGCGGAGCAUUACGAGCUGGAGCCCCUGGCCUCCAGUCAGAAGAGUGAAGACAAACCCCGAGAGGAGCAGGAAGUGGGCGCUCAGCUCUACAACGGGGUCCCGGCCCACCCCCACACCGGGCCCUUCCCACACAUCCAGUACACGAGCAAGGCAGAGCCGGGCAGAACGGGCCCUGAGAACGGCCUCGCUGCAGCCCUGAGGCCACCGUCCAGGUGCCAGUUCUCUCAGAACACUACCUGCACAUGUGGGGACCCUUCCCCUCCUCACCACCUGUCCCAGCAAUGGACCCCCCACUCCUGUGCUCAGCCCCCCCUGGAGCCCCCUCCCACCCCUCAGCUCUUCCCCCUCUCAGGAAACACCCCCAGCAAACAGAACGCAGCCCAUUUAGACCCAGUGUACACGCACAUGGACUGCCACAUGCACUACGUCCACUGCCCCCCCGCCCAUUUCCACCAAUGUGCCCAGGGACGGGUAGUGGCCCCCAGGCAGGGACCCGCCCACACCUGUAAUCUCAGGAAGUACUGCGUCCACGCUGCGGGCCAGCAGAAGGCCACAGCUCUGACCCAGGAGCCCGGCUCAGAGCCCGGGGGGCCAGGGGACCAUAAACAUGAAACAAGAUCCUCAAGCCCUGACAGUAGCCAAAAUAUCAGCCCCCCCGCCGUGACUCAGUGCCCAUCCCCCUCCCCGGACUCACCUCUCAGUCAGGAGAAACAGAUGGGAAGGGACAGUGACCAUUGUUGUGGAGACAAUCACACGUCCACCACUGACACGACCACACCAGUGGACGCUUGUUGUAAAGUCCCUGGCAACCAGGAGCAGCUCAGAAGUAUUCCCGUCACACGGGAGGAGAGCGGGAAGAAGUGCAAGCGCAGCUCUAAACGACAGCGGGCGUCCUCUGCCUCGCCAAAGAAACUCUACUGUUUUAACAGGACGUUGAAAGUGAAGUGCAAUUCAGCUUCAGAGUUUAACGUGCCAAAAACUGACACCAGCGUGCCUCCUAUCGCAAUAAACACCAAUCCCUCCUCGGAAAGCUUGUGUUGAUGAUACAUUGUAUUAAUAAAACUCAUUUCAGAACAAAUGGCAAAUGUUCAAAAAAAGGAACGACCAACACUAAACUGUCUGUGCAAUCAAACAAAGUUUCUGAUGCUGACCAAGUGCCUCAAUGUGUUUCAUAAAACAGCACCCGCUCAAUAUAAUCUGUUGACAUGUUUCUUUUUCUACUUUCACAUAGCAUAUGUUUUCCACUCAAACACACACUAUUUGUUAAAGCUAUAUCAUAAUGGGACCUGAUCUUUUCACCCCUCCAUGAAAUGUUGCUAACUUCAGUGUUAAAUGUACUCCUGCAGCAGCCAUUUGCACCCACAUGAAAUGGUAUAGUAUAUAUUGUGAUAUUGUGUGUAAUUACUAUUAAAUGUUGUCAGAGAUGAUAACAUCAACAAUGACAGAAAUGUGCCACGUUUUACAAGCCGAUACCCCUCGACACUUUUUUUAUCUGUGGGAGCUGGUUUUAAAAUUCAGUGUGCCUGUUUUGUUUCAACUUGGCCUCGGAUAAAAGAUGAUUAAAAUGUCUUUUUUUUAUCA